AUGAUUCAAAUUUCAUCUCCAAGGAAUGAAUAAGUUUCAUUGUACUUAUUUAUAAUAAAAAAGAAAAUCAAUCUCAGAAAAAUCUAAAAAAUACAGAUUAAACUAUCCAUUUUAACCAAAUGACAAUAACUCUGGUUUUGAAGUUAAUUCUUUAUCUUUUGAUUAAAUUGAAUUGGAAUCUCGUAAACCCUCUCGUAAUACUUUAAGGUAAUAACAACUUUAACAUAAAUAAUUCAGUUGUAAACCCAUCCAUAUGCUCAAAAAUAGUUAUAAAACUGAUACUGGAAGUGAAUAAUUAAAGAAAGAGUUAGCAUAAGACUAAAUUUAGAAAUUAAAUAACUAAUACUUCUAAUAAGAUAAUAAAAUUUCUCCUUUAGUGUAAAAAUUGCUGAAUAAAAAUUUAUCUGAAAUGUAAUUUACAGAAAAUCAUGAUAAAAGGAAAACAAUUCAACUAAACGAAAAUUAACUCUAUAAAUUAAUAUUAGUAUUAAUCCUAUUUCUAAUUGGUAUUUUGAGUCCUGCUUAUAUGGUCCUUUAAUUUUCUUCAUUUACAACAUAUGGAUCAUUGUGUUAAAUAACUCUCCUAGUAACUUCAAUUUUAUUAAAUUUAUUUCUAAGGCAAUAAUCAACGAGAAAAAAAUAUACUAAAGAUAUUUUAUAAUUAUUAAGUAAAGAUUUGAGCCAUGAGAUUAUUAUUUUACUUUUAUCAAUUAUCUUAUUUGUAAUUUAGAUGUUACAAGUGAAAAAAUUAUAAGUGAUAAAUAUCAUUUAAACUAUUGCAUGUAUUAUAAGUUUAGUUAAAAAUUUGAUAAUUUAAAAUCAUGCUACACAGGUUGGAUUAAAGAUUUUCUUAUCAAAUUUUUUAUUUUUGCAUCUUUUAAAAUGUUAUUAACUUAAUAUAAUCUUUUUAUAAAAAUUGGAUUUUUUGACCUUUUGUCAGAAUUAUGUAUUAAUAAUGGUUUAAAAUCAUAGAUUAUAAGAGAAUGAAGAUAAUAUUAAUUUAGCUUUGUUAGAGAUUGUCUAGAUUAUCUUUUAUUAUAUUUUCUUGUUUUAGAUAUUUAUUUAUCUCUUAAAUUUAUGGAAUAACCAUUUCAACCUGGAUUAUCUUUUGGUUAAACAGUAAAAAACAUUUGAGAAGUUGUUGGGAGAUUUAUCAACUGACAUGGAGAAGUCGAAUUCAAUCUUGAAACAAACAAAGAAUCUUUAAAGUGAAAGUCUCAAGUAUUUAUCUAUAUUUGAGCAAAUAACAUAAAAUUAAUACUUUCACAUGGAAUUAAGAAAACUUUUAUUGUCAAAAUCUAAAUUGUUUGAAUAAUUUUCCCAAUCAUCAUAAGAGUAAUUGAUUAAAUCUAUGGAAUUGCAUUUAAUCUAUCCAUAAUAAAUAAUUUCUUGUGAUUAAUUAAAUGAAGAAUUAUCCAUUAACUUUCUAAUACAUGGGACUCUCAAUCUUGGAAUUUAAAAUAAUUAAUUUUUUAAUUUUGAAAAAAUUGAUGAAUUAUAAUAAGGCUAACAUUUUGGAUAAUUAAGCUUUUUUACAGGUUAAAAGGACUGUCUUUCCUUCUAAAGCAAUCAUUAUUCUCUUUUAUUUAAAUUAAAAAGAUAAAGCUUAAUUUAUUGUAUUGAAAAAAAUACUAUUGAUAAUGAGAAACUAUCAAUAAUUAAUUAAGCUAUAAAUAAAUAGAAUUAUUCAAUAUUGUAAUUGAAAUGUCAAUGUUGUAAUUCAAGUUAUCAUAUACUUGGUGAUUGCCCAUAGGUACAUAUGUUUCUAAAUAAAGAUGAAAUUAUUUCUCAAUUUCUAUCUCCUUAAAUUCAAGAAAGAAAAAAAUGUAAAAACUUCAUUUUUAUUUAGAUUUAAGAUUAUAAAAUAAUAAAAAAAAAAAUAUAAUAAGAUUAAAACAGCUGAAAAGUUUUUCGUUUAAAUCUGAUGCUUCAAAGAAUAUGUAAAAAAAGUAGAACAAUAACUAAAAUGUAGAAAGAAAGAGUUCAGCUUUUAAUUUUGAAAAUAAUAGUAAUUUGUUUAAUUUUAUCUCUUUUUAGGUGAAAUUCCAAAAGAAUUUAAAAGUGAAAAAAUUUUAGAUUAGCAAAUAGUAUCGUAUUAAAUAAAUUCGAUAAAUAGCGUUUAAGAAUUAUAUAAUGAUACCUAAAAGAAAAGCAAAUAAUGUAUAAUUAAUGAAUAAAGUAAUGAAUAAAAUGAGUAUACGGAUAUGAAUAAAGGCGCAAUAAAUUUAGAUUGUUAAGAUUAUUUAAUUAAUCCUUAUUAAUAAUAUAUAAUAACUGAAAGUAANUUGAGCAAAUAACAUAAAAUUAAUACUUUCACAUGGAAUUAAGAAAACUUUUAUUGUCAAAAUCUAAAUUGUUUGAAUAAUUUUCCCAAUCAUCAUAAGAGUAAUUGA
Messenger RNA from Paramecium sonneborni, 2393 nucleotides. NCBI's taxonomy places the organism in Eukaryota, Ciliophora, Oligohymenophorea, Peniculida, Parameciidae. The record is from the annotation of a GenBank genome assembly.